AUGAAGUAUCUUAAUAUUGUUGGUGGCGGAGCAGGACACAUUAAUUCUAUUCUGCAAUCCAUGGUCCACCAUGAAAAGCAGUUGAUGCACUUUGGAAAAACGAUUGAGGUCAAUAAGUUGUUCAAACAAGUAUUGAAAGUCAACGUUCGCUGGGAACAAUUCCACAAGAGGAUCGCAAGGGUAGCUGGAGGGAUGCUUUUGACAAAUCUUGCAGUUACGACUUACAUUCUUGUGAUAAUCUUACACAACAAAGUCUUCAGCUACGUACAUUACUGGCUCUUAUACAGGCUUCUAAGCAAUCUUUGUUCUUUGCGUUACUUCGAGACUUACGUAGUUAUCAGUGCUUCUAAAUGGAUGUUCGACCAGCUUAACGAGUGCCUACAGGAGGUUAGCUUCCUCGCCAAAAGAGAUACUGGCGCGAAUGAACUAAAGAAUCGAAAAUUCGGAUUGUAUCUUAUGGAGAUGAACUACCAAAAACCCAACCACCAACAAAACGUUUAUUUAAAGUUCAAAAUAUUCCGAAGUAUCUAUAAUUUGCUCUGGGAAUUAACCAAAAUAUUCAACGAUAUCUUCGGUCUGUCACUGUUAGUGAAUAUCGGGAGUGAUUUUAUAUCUUUUCUGACUUUGACCUACUGGAUGUUGACUGCAAUGACAAGACUUUCGCCUGGACUCAAAGACUUUGCUCUCCUGUUUGCAGGCUUCACAUGUCUAGUCCCAUAUCUACUCAAUCUGAUACUUAUUUGUAGGAUCUGUUAUUUAACCGUUCAAAGUGCAACCAGAACUGGACUCAUGGUGCAUAAAAUUCCACACGAUUCGGCCAAUGAAAGUCAUGUAACACAGAUUGAAGAGUUCUCACUACAACUCCUUCAUCAAAGGAUUGCAUUUAAUGCUUUGGGUUUUUUCAAUAUCGACUUGAACCUACUGUACACAAUUGCUGGAACUACUACGACUUAUUUAAUAAUUCUCAUCCAGUUCUACUUGAAUGCGGAAGCAGAUUAG
Molecule: messenger RNA, 999 nt
Organism: Hermetia illucens (black soldier fly)
Lineage: Eukaryota; Metazoa; Arthropoda; Insecta; Diptera; Stratiomyidae
Product: putative gustatory receptor 2a
Exons: 4
Coding region: 1-999 (332 amino acids)
Biological process (GO): sensory perception of taste
Cellular component (GO): dendrite; neuronal cell body; axon
Source: RefSeq, a predicted model, not a curated record